AUGAUAAAAUCAAUUUUAUCAUUACAAAAUUUUAAAUUUAUAAAACCUUGUACAAAUUCAUCAAUUUUAAAAUAUAAUAAUAAUAAUAAUACUAAUAAUAAUAAUAAUAAUAAUGGUAUAAAUAAAUAUAAUAGUACAUUUAAUAAUAAUAAUUCAAAUUUUUCAAAUAAAAAUUUAUUUUCAUCAAAACAAUAUCAACAACAAUCUAUUUGUAAUAUACCAAUUUUAUCUACAAUUUCAUAUCAUAAUAAAAAUAAUACAAAUAUAAAUACUAUUAUUAAUAAUAAUAAUAGUAGUAAUAAUAAUUUAAUUAAUUUAAAUGAUAAAUUUAAUAAUUUAAAUAAUAAAACAUCACCAAUAAUAUUUAAUAAAAAUUAUUCAACAACUGUAUCAACAUUACUAGAUGAUAAUAAUAGUAAUAGUAAUAAUAACAACAAUAGUAAUAAUAAUAAACCAAGUACAACAUUUGUAAAUGAUUGGAUUAGUAAAUUUCCAAAUUCAGUUCAACCUUAUCUUAGAUUGAGUAGAGUUGAUAAACCAAUUGGAGUUUGGUUAUUAUUAUAUCCAUGUUGUUGGAGUAUUUCAUUGGCAGCACCUGCCGGAUCAUUUCCAGAUUUAAAAACAAUGUUGGUAUUUGGUAUUGGUGCAUAUGUAAUGAGAAGUGCUGGUUGUGUUAUAAAUGAUAUGGCUGAUUAUAAAUUUGAUUCAAAAGUUGAACGUACAAAAACUAGACCAAUAGCUUCAAAACAAUUAACUCAUAAACAAAGUUUAAUAUUUUUAGGUGGUCAAUUAUUAGCUUCUUUUGGUUUAAUUUUAUCAAGUUUAAAUUAUUAUACUAUUGCAUUAUGUGCAUCAUCAUUACCAAUUGUGGUAUUGUAUCCAUUUAUGAAAAGAUUUACAUAUUAUCCACAAUUUGUAUUAGGAUUAGCAUUUAAUUGGGGAGCAUUGGCUGGAUAUUCAGCGAUUGCAGGAUCAUGUAAUUGGUCAAUCGUUGCACCAUUAUAUUUGGCAGGUAUUAGUUGGACGAUGGUUUAUGAUACAAUCUAUGCACAUCAAGAUAAAAGGGAUGAUAUUUUAGUUGGUGUUAAAUCUACUGCAUUGAAAUUUGCAGAAAAGAGUCGUAUUAUUUUAUCAGUUUUCUCUGGUCUAGUUAUAUCUGGUAUGUUUUUAACUGGUAUCGCUGCAAAUAUGCCAUUGUUUUAUUAUUUGGGUACUGCUGCUUGUAGUAGUCAUUUAAUUUGGCAAUUGAAAACUGUAGAUUUCAAUAAUCCUUCCUCUUGUCUUGAAAAAUUCAUUUCCAAUAAGAAUUUCGGUCUUUAUUUCCUUUUAAUCAUUAUAGUUUCAAAAUUAUUACAAGAUAAAGAAAAUGAAAAUGAAAUUCAAAAAAAAUAA
Messenger RNA from Dictyostelium discoideum AX4, 1392 nucleotides. It is a transcript of the gene coq2, whose product is annotated as 4-hydroxybenzoate nonaprenyltransferase. Lineage: Eukaryota; Evosea; Eumycetozoa; Dictyosteliales; Dictyosteliaceae. Gene Ontology annotation, molecular function: prenyltransferase activity; transferase activity, transferring alkyl or aryl (other than methyl) groups; 4-hydroxybenzoate polyprenyltransferase activity. The coding region runs from base 1 to 1392 and encodes 463 amino acids. The transcript is spliced from 2 exons. The record is from RefSeq and is a predicted model, not a curated record. Gene Ontology annotation, biological process: isoprenoid biosynthetic process; ubiquinone biosynthetic process. Gene Ontology annotation, cellular component: mitochondrial inner membrane; membrane.